ACUUGCAGACGAUGGAUGGAGGAGAGAUUUGUUGACGAGGGAUGCGACCUCUGAUGCUUGAGCAAAAGCUGCAUGUCCCUGUGAUGGUGGUUAGUUCAGCAAAGCUACCGCUGAAAGCUGUUUUCGCACUGUUAACGCCAGUGGCAGCAAGGUUCUCGAACGCGGCAGACGCUAUCGAUCGAAGAGAGGGUGUUCGUUGUGAAAGGCACGUUGACGCAGAACUGUGUGUCUGUCACUGGACACAGACGUGGAGGCCAGACAAAACGGUUUUUGUGUAAAAGAACGCAUUGAGCUCUAUCACCAUCAUACUUUGGCACCAGGAGGAUUAUUGUUUCAGAAAAGGAAAUCCAAUUGAAUUUCCACGGUCAGGAAAGUGCCAGAAAGAUGGGUAUGCAUUUUUCAAGAAAGAAGUGUUUGUGCAGACAUGUAAAUUGUUGUAGCAGCCAACAGCUGAGCAAGGGAGCAUGACCACGAGAAAAAAAGACUAUGGUUGGUAAUGUUGUUUAAGGCCAGUGUGUUCAGAAGGUGAAGGAGUGAGGGCAAACCAAGGGAGCUCAGGUUUCCAGCGUCUUAUUGAUCGGCGCUUGGCAGUUCUGAAACCACAGGAAAGGACUAGGGUCUCUGGAGGGCUGCUCUUGAUCGGCCAUUUAGGUGCACUGGCACCACAGGGGUUGGCAGUGUUUUUUUUUCUAAAACUCACCCAUUCAGACCUUCUUCGCCACCUGUUUGUUGUGGGUAACAAUGCUGAUCGACUGGUCUCCUGUGCCGACUAAAGUGGCGAUGCAGGUAGGGUCCGACCGAGAGGAAGCCCAUGGCGCCAGCUGUAGUAGAGCCCUUGUCCACUGCUGCACAAAGUCGGCGAGAGUCAUGGAACUUUUAUGACAAUGCCGUGAAUGGCAGUGAUGGCAUCGUGAUGCUUGAACGCGCUGCAAAGAGAUUCGCGGGGCGCAGGCAGCUCAAAGCGCCCUCUGGGUGUCGUUUGUGAUCUACCGUCCUUGAGGUGAAUUUUCCUGCAGGAAUGGAGCGCGGGGAGAAAGCUGGGAGGAGUGUCAAGAAAAGCUCUUUCUGUGUUUCAGUGUCUGUGCAUGCAGACAAAUCACUUUGAGUGCGUCGAGAACAUCCAACAUGCUGCCCCUACCCAGCCUCAGUACCGUCUGAACAAUGAUACUUCUUCUAUGGCAGGGAACCAUUCAGUCUGGAAGAUUGCGGUGCUCCAAGGGGUACUCAGUUUGCCAUUUGUGAAUUCAGCUGAGAACAGAUUUCAAGGGAUACCAUAGCCUAAUAUUGGGCAUGGUGGCAUUACGAGGGAAAAUUGCUUGUUGAAUGUCGUAUGCCUUAGGACGUCUACUGCAUUCCUUUUUUCGACUGUUCAUUCUGGACGGAGUGUAUUGGUGUUUAGACGAAAGGUUCAGGCAUAAAUCUUAGAAUUUAUGAACGGGCCGGCGUAUAAAUUGCAUCUAUUUCUAAUAAAAUUACCAUAAAGUGUGUUUAGAGAAGGUAAUUUUAGGUAGAGAUUUGUUCUAUACUGAGAAACUGGCCUGUAUACAUAAAUAUUAUCCACAAUAGCUCUUGAUUAUAGAAAGAAGUGCCCCAAAAUGAGACAAGGAGGUGCCUGUGAUGUCAAAUACCAAUAAAAUGAAUAAUGAGCCAGGGAACUUCUGAAAUGGUUUUGGGUACCUGGCUGAGAAAAACCCGUGUGUCCAGUCUGUAAGAUCCCUAACCAUGCACAUUCACUUUGAACAAAACACAUACACACGGACGGACUCCAAUUUUCACUCCUUGUCAUGGAUGGGAAAGGUCCCAGACAGCUUGCCCGACGAAGGAGGAGGCUGGAAGCUGAACAGGGCUCAGUAUUACAUGGAAGGAUGGCUGGCCAGUGGCAACGCCAAAGGAGUGGUUGGAGUUACAUUCACUACUUGCCACUGUCGACGCUACGAGGCCCCUCCACGGUCGAACUUCAACCUCAGGGGUCACCGAAGUGAGGUAAUACUGGUGAAGUGGAAUGAACCUUAUCAGCGACUCGCCACCUGUGAUAGCCGAGGUGUCAUCUUCGUCUGGAUCAAGCAUGAAGGUCGCUGGUCCAUUGAACUCAUCAAUGACCGAAACAGCCAGGUGACAGACUUCGCCUGGUCGCACGAUGGUCGCAUGGCUUUGAUAUGUUACCGAGAUGGCUUUGUGCUGGUGGGGUCUGUGGCCGGCCAGCGGUACUGGUCCUCGAUGCUGAAUCUGGACAACACGUCCAUCCUGUGUGGCAUCUGGUCUCCCGACGACCAGCAGGUGAUGUUUGGCACCUCCGACGGGCAGCUGAUCGUCAUGAGUUCUACGGGUGCCAUGGUGAGCCAGGUGACAAUUAACGAGGGGUUUGAAAUCACGUCCAUGACGUGGUCCUGCGAGAAGUUCAACAUGGAGGAAGCCGACAAUCGAGGAGGAGCGCCGUACGGACAGAGGUCGCUGGAAGAAAAGAAUCACACGCUGGCAGUGUGCUUUAAGUAUGGCGAUAUUUUCCUGAUGUCUGACUACCAUGACCCUUGCCCCCGUAUAAUUAGCACCUCCCUUACAGGUUUGAAGAUCGAGUGGUCCAACUGUGGCCAGUACCUGGCGGUCGGAGGGUUUCUACGUCUUCCCAACCUGCAGUGUCGCAAUGAGCUACAUUUCUACUCUUGCGAGGGAAAACGCAUCCACUGGGUCCCAGUGCCGUCCCAGGGGAAGCCACUGACAGCGUUGACCUGGGGUCACAACGACAAGCGCUUGUUCCUGGCCGCCGGCUGUCAGCUGUACGUGGCGUGGGUCAGCAAGCAGGUGGCGCCACUGCAGUUCCUGUCUCAGCGCGUCAUCCACCGCCUGGUGCGACACGAGAAAAGCGUCCUGCAGCUGCCCCUCCCAGUCCGCCUCAGGCAGGGGGUGCAGUCACUUUUCUCACCUACAGUCAAGAGCUACAUUCCAGACCCCUUCAAAUUGCGGGCAUUCAUUAGCACGCCUCCCCCGGGUCGUGAGCGCAUGUUCUGUACAAUGAUUCGCCAUGGCGACGAGACCUCGGGUGGCCACUACACCUUGUACCUGGAGUACCUGGGAGGACUGGUGCCUCUUCUAAAGGGAAAACGCGCGAGCAAGCUGCGACCGGAUUUUGUCAUCUUCGAUCCCAAAAUCCGCACUUCCAGUAGAAGUCAAGGCGACUCGAGCGCCGUGCAGACAGACAGCAGCUCGGAGUCGGAGGCGGACGUUGUGACAGACGGCUGUGGGUCCCCCCGAAUGCAACGACGGCGACGACACAAGGUGUUCCGCGCUGAGAAGGUGGACCGCAGCAUCACCUUCCGCACCCUGGACGAGCUGCUGUACAACGACAACCUCCCCGAGACCAACAAGCUAGUGGAGGUGACUUCCAACAUCUGGGGCACGAAGUUCCAGAUCACGGGGGUGGCCUCGUACUUGCCGAGCAUGCUGGGGCAGGUGGUGUACAAGACGAGCCUGCUGCACUUGCAGCCACGUCAGAUGACCAUUACGUUGCAGGAGAUCUACGGCAGCACGCAGCCCCUAGCUCGCGACCCCAACUUUACCCCCGCCGGCGCCAGCGACGACGACGACGAGGGCUGUUGGCCGUUUAGUGGUGACAGACCUGAACUCCCGGCAGAUAUUUCUACAUCGAUCACUGCAUCAGAACCGUGGACAGACGAGAACCCCUCACAGAUAUCAGUAGAUGUUCAGACACCGUGUGGACCAGCUGUCACUUCGGACCACCUCAACUUUCACGAGCCGGAGACCGGCAGCGUGUUCAUCAACAAUAUUGAGGACAACAAUAACAACAACAACGGCGGUGGAGGAGUAGGGGGUGUCGUAACAACGCGACUGAACCACACGGGCAGCAUUCGCGGGCACACUUUCUCGCCCGUCAGAGACAAUCGCACGCAACCCUCCACACUUGCCUUCAGCGUUGACCCCGCCGUGCACAAAGACGCCUACAUUGCUCAAGGGGCGAGGCCAAAGACUUGCAACAACUCGCUACCGAAAAGGCCUUCUUCUGUCAAAGCCUCCACUCCCAGUGUCACAUCGUCUACUACCACCACAUUCAAUCCCACCACUACCACCACCACCUAUGCAAAUGGCAGUAUAUUUGCCUCGGCAACCACGACCACGACUUCUUCCACCACUACUUCCACCACCACCACUACCACGACCACCAUCGACAACACCAACUUCGACGCUUCAGAGACUGCCGUUGUCCCGAUUCCGAUCACCUGUUCACCGAUAAGCCCAGAACCGGAAGCAGCUGGCAUCUUGAAACGAGUGGCGGCUGGAGGCAGCACUGAGGGGCCUCGGUGGGCCGACCCGGCCUCACAGGCCAUCAAGUACAUCGACGAAGAGGCCUCCGACGUCUCGGAGCUGCCCUUCGAGAACAAUAUGGUAGCCGAUUGCAGCCUGUCCUCGGCGCCCUCCAGCGUCUUGCUGCAACGGCGGCUGUACCUGGCGCAGCGGGACGACGCCGAGGAAGACGAGGACUCCGACGUCUCGCAUCCGCUGGUCAAGGGUCAGGCCCCGGCGUCGCCAGGUGGCGGCGACCCUGAGAAGGUCGGAUUGCAGGACAGUGACGAUGACUCUCCGCCGCAGGUUCAUGCUGAUCACGAUCUCACCCAGCGCGCAGCGUCAUGCAAGAACGGGGUCAGCGUAACCGCCGCCGCUGCUGUGCUGGCCAACGGCCUCGGCUGCAACGACAUCGAGAUUCUACAGAGCGCGUCCUUGCCCGCCUCGCCGCUACAUUCCUCGUCCCGCGCGGACACGCCCACGCGCAAGGUGCGCGAGGAACUGCUCAAGGCCCAGUGUCAUCACCUGAGCCCAGUGUUGCGGCGCAAAGGCAAACACGAGUGCAACAUUGAGAGCCUUGACGACGAACUGGUGCUGUCAGUGAUGGAGGACUUCAAGGGCGGCAUGGCCUACCACAACCUGGAGACUUUCCAGAAGGCGCAGCUUAAGCAUAAGAUGAGGCGAGCACAAAAUAGCAGCAGUCAGAUGUUUGUGAUGCACAACAAAGCACCACUGUGGAAUGAGAACAGCCAGGUGUACCAGCUGGACUUUGGUGGACGAGUUACUCAGGAGUCAGCUAAAAACUUCCAGAUUGAGCUGCUAGACCGACAGGUCAGGGUCGUAGGAUAUGAAGUCAAUGAAUCCCAGGUUAUGCAGUUUGGACGGAUCGACAGCAACGCCUACACGCUAGAUUUCCAGUACCCGUUCACUGCUCUUCAAGCAUUUGCUGUGGCCUUGGCCAAUGUCACCCAGCGACUAAAGUAACCUUGGCAGCAGCAGCCAAGGAACGUGAUAUUUCUAUGGCAACCACCUUGCAUGUUCUCACUCCAUAACUUUUAACUGUGAUGGCCUUGUAAUGCCAGGGUCAGUGUAUGUACUUUCUGCAAGAGAAGCAUUCACCUCUGCAGCAUAUCCUUUCAGAUGUCUUCGUUUACAAAGAAUCUUGUUUUUGAAUCUUAUUUGUGUAAGAAUGGCUUUCAGCAUGAUUAGUUAGAAUUUCUGAAAGAAUGUAGUGGUGGUGCAUUGAUUAUUUUGUUGAAAAUGAAUGGAGCAUAAUUUAAAAAAAAUGAUUCUGAGGGCUAGUUUUUCUUUUAAAGCUCAACUUCUUUGCCCAGAGUUUCCUUAUGAUUUCAAUGAUUAAAGGCUGCUUAAUAUGGCAGAGCAAUGUCUUAUGGCUCAUUACAUCUUACAUUAUUUCACGGUACAGUAAAAAAAAAUUUUUGCAUGUUUCCUUUGCAAGGUCAAACCACUUAAAAAUUUGAAAAUUAUUUCUUUGGUACAGAAACUUUACAUUGUAAUGCCUUGUGUAUCCUAAGAUAUCUGCAGCUGUCUAUUGUCUAGUACAAAUGUAAAAAAAAAUGUUUCGCUGAUAGGUGUUUUGUAUAUGAAUCAAUAGCUUCAGUGACCAAUCGGUGACUGUUAACAGUCUGUGAACAAUGUAAUAUGCUUGUUUUAAUGAUAUUGUUUGUUCUCAGGUGGUAUUCUGUUAGUUUGAUGGAUGCAUAAUUGUUUGAUAGUUUGUCUUCAUCUCUUCAUUAAGUUAUUUUAAAGAGUAAGUUUGCAGUUUAAAGUACUGCCUCUGAAGAAAUGUGUGUGCAUAUAUGUGUGUGUUUUCAUUUACAUAUUUGCAGGUGGGUGGUACUGACAUACCUAAGAAUGUUUGAUGUAUCUCAAGGACUUCAUGCUUUCUCUCCAUAUUGUUUGUUACUGUCUUUAGCUGUUAAGUUAAAACCUUAACAUGCAUGUUCGAGCAUAAUGUGUUUGAUAUGUUUCUGUAAAGAAAAUGAGAUCAUUUGUUCAUUUGGUAAAGUUGUAAAAAAUGUACUGGCAGGAAUGAUCUGAAAAACCCAAGAGCAGUUAUAGCCCCCUGACAGAUAUUUCAGGUUUGUCUUGAGCUACAUUCACUAAACACAACUUUGUUCAAAAUAGCUUAGGGCUUAGGUACUUAAAGCUGUUUGAGGAUGAAAUCAAGCAUGGUGAAAACUGUGUCCUCAGUACUUCUCUUGCUGUGAUAGACAAACUGCAGCAGGUCAAAAAAAAAAUGUACUCUGCAUUUCUUGAAAGUGCGUGGUCUGCUUUGGUUAUGUUGCUUUUUGUGACAGGUGUAAGGUCAUUUGGCAAUUAUGUUAUAGUGCAAAAAUGGUAUGAGACUCUUAUGAUCUUUUGUGUUGGUCUAUACUCCUGAUUUUAACUUUUACGAGCUGAGUCUUCAUACAGCAUUGUAUUGUUUAUCUUUUGAAGCAUUUGCUUCAGUGUUAAUGGAAGUCAAAUCUGACACAGACGGGACCUCUCCUACCCACUAACCCACCCACCCCAGAAAUUGGGUUAGCGUGAAUCUUCCUUUAUCAUCAUUGUUGUCAACAAGGUCAUUAUAGUCAUCAUUGCCAUGCUGGUGCUGCCAUUCCUCUCAUCUUCACUACCUCAUCACCACUGUCAUCAUUCAUCAUCAAGAUCAACAGUAGCAUCGCAUGCCAUGAAAUCGUCAUCCCUGUUGAAAAGGUUCAGAGAAGUCGUUGGCUGAGUAAUGCACCGUUCAUUCUUAAUCUUUUCAUUUAUUACUAUUUAUUAUUUCAAUUUAUUAUUUUCUGUGGAUAUUUAUAGUGUUUCCAUGACAAGGAAAAUGUGUUAUUAUACUCAAUGGUGGCGACUGAAGUGAACUAGUGGAAUAGUCACUUAUUUUUGCAGCACUUUGGCAUCAAGCAAGGACAAUCAGCUGCAUUUUUUUUUUUGCUGGUGCUUCAAGUAAGUAUACAUUACAGCCGUACAUUGGGAAUUUUAUUUGCAGCAUCUCAGACGUUGAUGUACAUGCAGUAGAUAAUUUCCCCUCUGUAUGCAUUGAACAAAAAAAUUGAUUUGCAUUGUUGUCACUACUGUUAUUCCUAGCUGUCAGGCCUUUUAAAUAUUGCCAUAAGUUACUUGUGGCCAUACUUAUAAAAAAAGUAUAAAAAAAGGUCUCUGCAGUUGUGAGCUCAAGCAUUUCAUAACAUGUUUGGUUUAUGUUAAAGCAAGAUUAGAUAUGAGAUGUUGAAAGUACCAAAAACAAAAGAUAGACCAGUUAUGUUUUAAACAGCAAUCAGAAUUAUGCAGAAAUUGCAUGCAUGCAGUGAGUUAGUCUAUAAAGACCAGAAGAUUAUGGUGUUUGGCCUGCUGAGAAUGUCUGUGGCUUUGUGAUGUGUUACAAGUGGCGUUUAUACAGCUUUGAGAUUAUGCUUCUUACAAUUGAUUCUUGUUUGUACUUUUAGACAUGUUCAUUGAAAUGACUGAUGUUGUACAGCUAUUUGAAAGAAUGUUAGGUGUCAAGAAAUUAUAUAACUUCCACCCUCCAAAAAAAAACAAACAAACCCAAACCCUAAAACAACUAAAGACAUGUCAUGUUUUUUUUUCCUUUUCUAAGGAAAUGUAUCCUGGUGGUUAGUGCCCUUGGCUUUAGCGCUAGAGGUUGUUAGUUUGAAUCUUGCCUUGGCCUGACUCCCUGUUCAACCAGCACAUAGGCACCUAAUUUAUCAGGGGAGAUAAAAUGUGGUAGGAGCUAGAGUCGGGAUACACCGUCCACAUAGUGUCCCUUAGACACAGUGAACCAUUUACAUUUCACUGCUCUUACAGCCAAUAGACUUUUGUCAUAAGUUUGCUCUUUCUACUUAUUCUAUAUCUGAUCAUUUCCAGUGUACACAACAUGUUCUAUUUCAUAUAUUUAAGGGCUGGCCUGAGUGCUUAGCAAAAAUCGCUGGAAAUAGAGCAUAAAGUAUCACAAAAACAUUCUGGUGGAAUUUUAUGAUAAAGUGGCAUGAAAAAUAUAAAUUUUGUUUUCUUAAUCAUACCUGAAUUUGUCAAGAAAAAAAAAAGAAGUCAUGAAAGGGCAGUAUUUCUAAGCAUAGGUGUCUUCAUGAGGUGAAUUCAAAGAGGAAAGUUGCAAUCUUUGAUAAAAAGAAACAGACCAGGACACAGGUGGCAGGUGAGAAUGCCAAUGUUUGAAGUCUUAUAUCUUGAAAAUUAAGCAUAAUUAUGUACUCACAUUUUGGGAACUAUUAUUUUAAAAUGAAUUUAACCUGAUCAUAAAGAAAAAAUGUUGCACUCCGGUUAGCCUUUAAUAAAAGUAACAUGUGUUCUCCACUCACUCACCAGACUGAAUGUAAUGAAAUACACAUGCAGAGGCUUUCUCAAGCUAUGGCACAUUUCUCCAACAACUGUGAGGAAAUAUGUGAUCGUAAUUUGCUAACCAUACUCUUACAAACUCUGUGAGUGCUCCUAUCACUCAAGCAACAUGGAGACUCCGUACAUUCCAUCAACUUAAAAUUGCCUCUUUCCUUGGAUUUCGCUCUCAGCAUCAUGCAGAUUCCUAUACAUUCCAUUCCCUUUCAUAAGCAAACCUCUUGUGUUCAUUUCUAGUGUCUUUUCUUGGACCUAGGCAUUCCAGCAUUUUAAGUAUGGAUACCAGAAUGUAGCUACUUGUUCCUCAGGCAUCAUUAGUCAUUAUAUCAAGAUCUUACACAUGCUGUGGAAGAGAAUCGCAGUUGGUUGUUGUAUAGAAUGGUUGUGGUCCUCAAUAGAUUUGUGAUAACUCUAACUUGGACCCUAGGGUUUAAGUGGACAAAAUUUUACAAAGAAUCAUAAUUUCACUGUUCAGAAUGUCUCUGUGCAUUCAUAAUGCACCAUUCUUUUCCCAAGUUGGGGGCAGCCCAGUGGCAUAACGGUUAGUGCUUGUCACCAAUGCAGUGAAGGUUGGCUGCCUUGUGUUGAGCUCUCAUCUUGUGCAUGGUCCUUUCUCUUCAUGUGGCAUUGGUUUACAGGGCUGACUUGCCGUGGUAUAGCUUUGGUUGCUGGCUUGGCAUAAAACACUAAUCCCCUCCUCCUUCAUGCUGACAAAGUGUCAUUUCUGACGUUGUUAGACUUGUCAGCUGCAUUUGAUACUGUUGAUCAUUCUAUAUUUCUACACAAACACCAAUUCCCCACCUCCCAAUUUUCUCAAGUUACAAGGAAAAAAAGCCCUCUGCUAGUUGAGUUAGAAAGUUUUAAAUAUUUUUUUAUGCAUCUCCACUCCACUGCUGUAUGCAGAUAUUACUUUUGCCAGACUUGAGAUGGUGUCAAACAUCUUUUUUUGGUUAACAUCAAUCUCGAUUUAAAUCUGGGAAGAGAAAAGGAAGACGUUUGCAAUGCACGUCCCAUUUUCUUUUAAAAAACUCAAGGCCUUGAUGUGCAUUAUCAGGCUGUUUACUUAUUUGGCUAGAAAAUUAUUUUAGUCCAGAAGUUUACAGGAAAACCAUCAAAAGUCUUUGUCCACAAGGCCUGUCAGUGUGUUGCCUGUGAUCAAAGCAAGGAUGGAGCAUUCAAAUGUCGUUUUGCUCAGCUUGCAUCUCAAUUGUCAACUUGACAAAAAAGUGAACUCCUGUGGUGCAGUGCAGGCGUGUGCUGAAAGUUAUGUAUCUUUGAUGGAGAGAUAUUACGGUUUUAAAACUUUAGGAAGUCUUGUUUUUUUUAUUUUACUUAAACCUCAUCAGAUUUUGUUUUUAAAAGACUGUAUGUUUAAUAGCAGUUGAUCACAACAUUCUUUGCAUUAAGCUCUAUUUUAGUAGAUGGAGAAAAUUGGUUGAGAAUUUUUAUGCUGUUGGCUAUUUUCAAGUGCUUCUAACACUGCAUGCACUUGUGUUACCAUCUCUUUAUGACAUGAUGGAUGUAAACCUUGUAGCUCACUGUAGAGAGUGGUUAUGUUUUAACUAACAUGGACUUCUUAGCCACUCCACUGCACAUUAUGAUUGCAUAAUUGCCACGUGUUCUUAAUUUCUUCCCCAUACAAUUCACUCCUUUCUACAAAUCCUACCUACCAAAGUAGACCAUUCUUGAGUCACUAUUGCUGGAUAUUAAAUUUGGUCUUUUGAGUUCGCCCCUUUAUCUUUGCUGUUUCCUGGUUAGACCAAACUUUAUUGCAGCCUGCAGCUGAUAAUUAGAAGUUAAUUUUAUGUCUAUUUGCAGCAGUUUUUUUUAAUGUUUUCAUGUGCUUAAAGACCUGAAUACAGUAUGAGGAUGUCCUGCUUUCACUAUUUCCCAGUAUUAAACUUUUUUGUUUUUCUUUUGAGUGGAUUUCUGCAGUUCACCACUUUGUGAUUAAGAUGGGACCAAACUUACAGAAUUUUUUUUUCUUUUCUGUCUUGAACAAAGUGAGCUCUGUACUCAUAUUUUAUUUUAGAAAGCACAGCUUCAAGCAGACCAUUUUUUUCAAAAGUCACCAAAGACAUGAAUGAUAAAGUAUCUGAUAAGUGAAACACAAAUGAUACAAACAUUAUUUAUGAUGAGAUCUUUGUGCCGAAAAUUGCAGUUUUGUAACAAGGAUCAACUCUUCCAGAAUGCAGCAUUAUUCUCGAAUCUACAUUGGAGAACAAAGUAUACUCUAUAUCCCACAGGAAAUCAGCAAAAUCUACAGUUACCCUGAAAGGAUUUAGGUUGCACAACAAUUUCCCAGCAAUGGCCAAGCAUAUAUUGGUGGGAAGCACAAAACUGUUUUCGCAGUCUUCAUAAUUAGUGAAAUGUAAUAGACAAGAAUGGAGCCAAGUGAGGACAAGGGAGAGUGCACAUGAUCAAAGAUCUCAAGUUUCUUUGAUCAUAAGAUCAAAAGGAAGUUUACUCGCUCCUUACUUUCACAUAAACACAUGAAAAGUUUUCAUGAGAUUCAUCCUAACUUCUAAAUUGGUCAGGGGACAAAGCACAAUAGAUCUCUGCUAAAUAUCAUUACUGUUAUGUCUGAUAGAUUGGGUCUGCGAAGACAAUAAAAAGUGUUUGUGAUGUAAUCCUACAAGUGGCAGUUUCUGCAUGGCAUUUGAAAUUUCUGGCCAAAAAUCUACCCUCAUUCCAAAGUUAUCUCGGUGUGCUCAAGAUGCACCUCUAUAAUCAAGACAUUCCAGAAUUUGUCAGUCAGCUUGUGAUCAAAUGCCUAUGUAGUCAGUUUGAGAGCAUCAAUGAUCUAUAAAAAGUAACAUUGUUACAGAUAUUAAAAUAUUUUCAGUCAAAUAAGACCUGCUAAAAGUCACUCUUCAGACAAUGUGCCCCAAAAGUUGUAGGAUUAAGUAUUGCUUACUGAGGUAAUUGUAGAUGAACACUGGAAUGCCUCUAAAAGACCUACUCAAGGUGAAUUACACAGCACUAGUUCCCAAAAUCUGUUGAGUAGUGGAGAUUAACUGAUUAUAGCAGUGAUCUAGAUGCUAGAGAUAUAAGCUGUCUCCCUUUAGCAGCAAUGGUAAGAGACAACUUGGCACUUGCACAAAGGUUGCUGAUAAGAAACUGGAUGGCACAUAAAGAGAUUGAAAGUAUUUGGAUCAUAUAUCAUGGAGCAGAGAACUGGACCAUUUCAUCUUGCGUGUGACAAAGUACAAAAGAUAUCAUCACAGAAUAAAAUGCGAAAUAAGUUUAAAAGAAAAAAAAUCUGUCAACACAUUAUGUUUAAUAUGUGAAAAUUUGUGUGACUCCUUUGUGACCAAUGACAUAACCAUUUACCAUGUGUAUUGCAAGGAAAUUUGGAUGGCUGUCUGCAACCCUAGAAGAACUAGCAAUUUUUUGCUGCAGGCUAAUGCCAAGGAAGUUCAAGGGACAUUUGAAUAAAUUUAUAAAUGCAGCGUAAUGCUCACUUAAAAAGUCACUUUUCAACUUUGAGCAAAAGGCUAAGUUGAUAUCUUUUACUCCAACAGAAAACAAUUUCAGUUAUGAUAUUCCAUUCAUUUUGCUGCAAGAUCACAGAAUUUGUUUUGUGAAUGAAGUUGCUUGUCUUAGUGCCAAAAAUAUGUCUUUUGGAAGACAUUUUUGUUUUUGGUCAGUUUACCUGUUUUGUGUACUGUUCUUUUACCAAGUGAAAUAAAAUUUGAAAGGCA
Molecule: messenger RNA, 12368 nt
Organism: Pomacea canaliculata
Lineage: Eukaryota; Metazoa; Mollusca; Gastropoda; Architaenioglossa; Ampullariidae
Product: tubby-related protein 4-like
Exons: 14
Coding region: 1723-5280 (1185 amino acids)
Molecular function (GO): protein binding
Source: RefSeq, a predicted model, not a curated record